Molecule: messenger RNA, 615 nt
Organism: Prunus armeniaca (apricot)
Lineage: Eukaryota; Viridiplantae; Streptophyta; Magnoliopsida; Rosales; Rosaceae
Source: the annotation of a GenBank genome assembly
AUGCAUCAGGACGCAGGCAAACUGGUGAAGAGUUGUGAUAGGUGCCAGCGAUUCGGUGACAUACCCCAUGUCUCUGCCGAGCCAUUAAUGCCGAUCAUAAGCCCAUGGCCAUUUGCCCAGUGGGGACUCGACUUAAUUGGCCCGAUGCCGCAAGGUAAAGGCCAGGUCAAAUACGUUGUGGUUGUCGUAGAUUACUUCACCAACUGGGUUGAAGCCGAGGCUCUAGCAACCAUUACGGCAGCCAGGAUAGAAGAUUUUGUAUGGACCCAUAUUUGCUACAGAUUUGGUAUUCCUCACGCUAUUAUUACUGAUAACGGCAAACAGUUUGAUUCAGAACUCUUCAGACAGUUCUGUACCCGCCUUAAAAUCAACCUAUUUUUCGCUUCGCCAGCUCACCCCCAGUCAAACGGCCAAGUAGAAGAGAUAAAUAAAAUCAUCAAGAAACUACUCAAAUGGCAGCUUGAAAAUGCCAAGGGUGCCUGGCCGGAGAAGCUUCCCGAAGCACUAUGGGCCAUCCGGACAUCCUUCCGAAUGUCAACUGGGGAGACCCCUUUUUCCCUCGCCUUUGGUUCGGAAACCGUCGUCCCCAUCGAGAUCGGCGAACCCUCUUACUGA